CUGUCAGCUCAGCUGAUACAGCUGUCAUCUGCCGUUAUCAGAGCUAUCUCACACUGAAUAUUUUAUUUAUUUAUCAUUUACUUUUAAAAAAUUGUGUUUAUAUCGUUCAAAAACAAUUUGUUACGGUCAAAAUUAACAUCGGUCACCAUGCCGACGUUUUAUGAGUGGACAUCUUUGAGGAAGGAUAAACAAUAUAUACAGGAAUACCCCAGAUUUGAAGUGACCAGCCACCCCCUAAAAGUAAACACUGUUACUGUGAAACAAAGCACCAGUAAGAGUUUCAUGGAAAAUUUGAAUAAAUGGAGUUCUGCUUUUGAUGAAGUAGACCCACUUUUAAGAUUUGAACAAAUGAACUUGGAAGAAGAUAUAGCUCCCAUUGAGGUGGCUGAUAUGUCAGUAAACUACACUAAAGCUUGGACUACAAGGAGGGGGGCCAUCCUCAACAAAUACACUACUGUGGAAAAGUUAACUAUUGUAAGCAGCUUCUUGCCUGGGGGAGAGAAAACCCUUAUAAGACAGGUAUCAAAUCUAAAUGAGAAGGUGAAACACAGAUUGGAACAAUUAGAUGAGUUUGAAGAAGGUUCCAUUAGGAAGACCAUGGGACUGAGCCAGCAGGAAUAUGUUGCUAAGAUCAAUAUGCUCAGUGAUGAAAUUAAAAAGGCAUGGAACUCUGAGCAAAGGGUAAAAGCGUUCAAAAUCGGCAUCCAAUGUUCAAAGCUACUCUCUGAUGUGACUGUAAUGCAUUUCUACCCAAGCAAGUUUGUGCUGAUCACUGAUAUUUUGGACACUUUUGGUAAUUUAGUAUUUGAGCGAUUAAAAACAAAAAGUUUUGGGAAUCGUGAAAUAAAGUCCAUUCACGAGAUCGAUCCUUCAGCAGUGUCUGACCAAGCCAAGGAGACUUGUCAGAACUGGAUGUUCAAGAUGGCUUCAAUCCGGGAACUGCUCCCGCGGCUUUAUAUGGAGAUGACUCUAUUACAAUGCUACGCCUUCAUUUCCAAAGACGAGAUCAGACCGGUUAUCGCGAGACUGACCAAAAUGAUCAGAGGCAUCGGCAAUCCGCUAGUAGCGAUAUACCUAAGGUUGUAUCUAUGCCGCAUCGCCUCCAAGUUGUUGGGCAAAGAAAGUGAACGGUAUUUCUAUGACAACUUCAUGGAGUUUAUCGAGGAAUAUGACCAGGUAUUCCAUCCGGCAAUAACGAAGAAAUACGAAGUGCAGUUGUUGACUAUGGACAAAUAUUUGAAUCUGUACAUGCCUGCUUUAGACUGGUUGCUUUACGGUACCUUGAAUUCAGAUAAAUGCAAACUUACCCUUUUGGAAGAACUCCUGAAGAAAUGCCAGGAAAUGGAAAAUAAUGAGCUGUUACUAUGCUGUGUGGUAUCGGGUUUCGACUCUAUGACUAUCAUAAAAAAGUCUCCAGAAAUUUUAGACAUGAUCCAGAACUCGGCUGACAGAAUGGUACUCUUGAAUGAAGUGCUGGCGUCCCUGGGCGAACACCUUUGUUCCGCGGACAAUUACCGCCAACUGUCUUCGGAGGCGCUCACGCAGGCGUGGUGGAAGAUCGCGAGCAACAUGAAGUCUCCCUUCCACUUCCUGCAAGUCCUCGAGCCUUGGCUGCAGUUCGCUUGCACGCAUUUGUCGACGCAACACGUGAACAUAAUUUUGCGUGGUACAAUACGCUACAUGAUCAAAUGUGGGAGACCGGCGGAUGAGUUCUCUGGCAACUUUCAGUUCGUCAUCAAAAGAAUGCUCAAGUCUAUUCCUGACGUAGAAGAACUGUUCUUGAUGGAUGCGUUUAUGCCAGUAGUGGAGCUGGUGCAGACAUCCAGUGCCCGCACGAUGAUGGCCAAGACCGUGUUGUCGAUGUUCUUCCCUCGAUACACUGGCGUGCGCAUCGAGGACCACAUAGUAAUAUCUAGCCUUAUGCGCCUCUGCUGUAUACUGCAUGACUCUAUCAAUGCUGUAACAGUGGAAGACGAGAGUAAGAUUUGCGCGGAGCUGAUCACAAAGUACGUGCAAGCCGUGUCGUAUCAGGACGACUUGGAACAACAGCUCAACUUCUAUGUGGAGUGCCGCUCAGCAUUCAUCAAACUAGACGCAGUGCUUAUAGCGUUGGUCCAUGCGGUGAACACCCUAGCCGCUCGCGCAGGGGAGGCGCGCGCUAAGUGGCUGCAGCGCGCAUGCGCCGCGUAUAGCUUUGUGACGGUCCCGUCAUUGCGAUGUGCGCUCACUAAGGCGCACUUGUACCUGCUCAGCGGACAGGUGGCGCUACUCAACAACUGUGUAGGCCAGGCUGAAGCAAACUUCAAGGCUUUCGUAAGUCUGAUACCAGACAUUCCUGAUUUUAUAAUGGAGGACGGACAGAAGAAACCUACUCAUAUCAAAGUUGAAGGACUUCUUAGUGACUUUUUAUCUACCCUUCUGAUAUUACCGGAUAACGUGGAUAGUAAUUGUAAAGCGUACAUUCUGAGUGGAUUUAUUAAGACUAUGGAGAGAAUACAUUGGAGAAAGUCUGAGCCUUUAUAUUACGAAACAUUGUUACGCACUUUGGACUUACUUUGUCAAAUGACCCAAGAGACUUAUUCCUACCACAUAGAUACUGUUCUUUCAAACGACAAGCUGUACGGGUCCGAGGCGGAGUUCAUUGACACCAUAGAAAAGUAUGCCACGAACAUAUGCCAAGAGUUGCUGGUGGUGUUGAAGUUGCUCGGCGACGCUAAAGAGACUAAAAAGCAAUACAAUUUGUCAUUGGCGUUGUUCUGGCGGGUCAUAAGACGAGGAAAUCUCGAACAACACGCGAUGAUAAGCCUCGCCGCCAACCUAUGGAUACUGUCGCAAAAGUUACAAGACUCCAACAAUAAAAUAGCGAAGGCGAUAUUAUCUGCACUAGAAAAGAGCGAUAAACCAGCUAGUCACCAACUACUUCAAAAAUUGAACGAAACUGCGCGAAUUUCGUAAUCAUUAUAAUUGAUAGCAUUCCAUAUUCUGUACAGUUAUAUUUAAGAAAUAUGUUAAUAAGUAGUAUUAAUUUAUGUAACGACUUUACAAUCAAUAAUAAACGCUAUUGUUUA
Molecule: messenger RNA, 3068 nt
Organism: Pectinophora gossypiella (pink bollworm)
Lineage: Eukaryota; Metazoa; Arthropoda; Insecta; Lepidoptera; Gelechiidae
Product: VPS35 endosomal protein-sorting factor-like
Exons: 18
Coding region: 148-2955 (935 amino acids)
Biological process (GO): endocytic recycling
Cellular component (GO): endosome
Source: RefSeq, a predicted model, not a curated record